Molecule: messenger RNA, 703 nt
Organism: Bolinopsis microptera
Lineage: Eukaryota; Metazoa; Ctenophora; Tentaculata; Lobata; Bolinopsidae
Product: vesicle transport through interaction with t-SNAREs homolog 1B-like
Exons: 5
Coding region: 9-644 (211 amino acids)
Biological process (GO): regulation of protein localization to plasma membrane; intra-Golgi vesicle-mediated transport; intracellular protein transport
Cellular component (GO): endoplasmic reticulum membrane; Golgi apparatus; late endosome membrane
Molecular function (GO): SNAP receptor activity; SNARE binding
Source: RefSeq, a predicted model, not a curated record
CAGAAAGUAUGGCAUCGAGCAGUUUUGACAAUGCUGUUGAUGAUUUCACUGAGUUGAAGAAAGCAAUUGAGAAUUUGAUAUCUAAUAAGCUUGCCCGAGCUCAAAAGGAAAACAGAAAGUUAGUACUGAAUGAUAUUAACAGGCGCCUUGAUGCUGCAGAGGUGGCUUUAAAAGAAAUGCAAAGAGAAGUGGACAAAGCAUCAGCCGGAACCAGACCCAAACUGUCCUACCAAUUCAGAGCCUACCAAUCAGAAUUCAACAACCUCACUCGACAGAUAGAAUCAGCAAAGCAACAAAACUCCGGCCCCAAUGAUAGUUGGAAUCAACCAGACAGCACAAGGAGGCAGGUGGUAGGGAACCAAGGUGCAGUUGAGCGCAGCACAGCAGCAAUAACCCGCACAGAGCGCCUCGCGGUGGAGACGGAGAAUAUUGGGAAUGAAAUAACCACGGAGUUAGGGCAGCAACGUGAGCAGCUGGUCCGGACACGUGACAUGCUCGAUCAGACGGACUCAGCGCUCGACAAAUCUCGGAGGACUCUUCUAAAUAUGGCGCGGAAAGCGGUCACCAAUAAAAUAGCCCUCAUAUCUAUUAUAAUUGUAGAAGUGUUGAUCUUAGCCAGUGUGCUGUAUUGGAAGUUCAAGUAGCGAGUUUUUUGUCAGAUUUUUAUACAUAUUUCAGAUUUUUUGUCCGACGUGAUACUGAU